AUGCCUCCGAGACAGAUCUCACGGGAAGUGUUCUCGAUUGACGGUCAGUUUGGAAAAUACAUGACUUCGCUGUCAACUCCGAGCAGACUUACGCUGUUAAGAGGAGCUCACCAGAUCCCUCACCAAAUAAAGUUGAUUUCUCCUGGUACAAAGACUUCCCCUGAAUCUCCACCUCCGGGACACACUUGCGCCUUCGAAAUUUUCUUUUCAGAAUGUGGGCUUUUCUUUCCACUUCCCGACAUCCUGAUCGAUCUUAUGCACGAGUUCGGGAUCGCCCUCCCUCAACUAUGUCCGAACGUAAUUCGGACAGUGUUAUGUCUUCUUACUCUGGCGGAAGAAGAUGGUUUCCGACUCGCGCUGUCCGACUUCCUUCAGUUAUAUGCAGUGAAGAAAAGUCGGACUAACAACACUUUUUUCCUAUCACCUCGGAAAGGUUUUCGAGUCUUCGAAGACUUCCCAGAAAAAGAUGAACACUGGAGAAAGUCUUACUUCUUCUUUCCUGUGAAUGAACUCACUUACGAGGAGAAGUCUGAUUUAUUUGUAUCUGACUGGACAACUCGGGCGGUGAAGGUUACCAUUCCUCCCGUUUCUCGCACAUUUGCAUCUCACUUCUCGAACUUUUGCCGUCAUGACCUUGGUUGGGAAGCUCUUACUUCGGAUCGAAUCCGAGCAUCUGGCAAACGACUUCGGACCCGUCCUGACCUUGCUAUCUCUUCACCUCCCUUUUCUCCUCGUAUAUUUUGCAAAGCUGAGAUGUCUGGACCAUCGUACCGAGCUGAGAAGAAGCGUGAGAGGGAAAGAGCUGACCAGGAAAAGGCCAGGAUCCUGUCUGACAGGGUCGUGAUGUCGGGGACCCUUGAGGACAGCAAACUCCGAGCUGCGGAGAAAGCCAAGCAUCUGGUGACCGACAACAAGGUCAAAUCUCGCCAGGAGCCUGGAAAGACCCCGACUUCUGCUACGAAAAAUUCCGGAGCUCCGACCUCCGAAGCAGGGAGCCUUGCCAAGAAGCCGCAAAGCAAAGAUUCGGCGACGCGGGAAGCCGAAAAGAAAAGGAAGAAACCUGAAGACGACUCCUGCCCUUCGCCUCGCUCAUCUUGUCCCCGUCUUGAAGAGAAGAAUACUGGUGCGGGAAAAACUAAAGAAGACCCGAAAGAGGUUCCUCCAAGCCUCGUAGUUCUUUCGUCUCAGGAAUCUGAAGCUCGCAGGUCGGAACCUCGUAGCACUCCUCCUCCAGCUCCCCCGUCUUCCUUUGCCGACAUCAUGAGGACUCUCGUGGCCCCUGGUUCUGCCAUCGCCCCCUUCGAUGAAAUGAAAGAGGUGAACAAGGACAACUACCUUCGCUUCGCUGGGAAACUCGGCAAGCUAAUCCUGGAAUUCAACUCCGUCUUCUACAGUCAUGAAGAUCAGCUUUCUGACAAAGAUAGCGAACUCGACAACUUCAGGCGAAGUGAAGACGAGAACGCUCAUACGGUGGAGAGGGCCAGCAGAGUGUUGAAGCGUAUGAAAGACGUUGAACCCCGGAUCCAGGAACUCGAGGUGAACAACAUUGACCUCAUGGCGAAACUAGAGCUAAGGAAACUUGAAGAGGAGCAGGCCGGGAAAAUUGACGUCGCCAGGAAGGAAGAAAGGAAGAAGGUCAAAGCUCGAUUUCACGAGUUCUCAUCGAAGUAUGGGAACUUCUUCCGGCAGUCCGAAGAGGUUAAAACGCUAAAGGUCCGCGUAGCAGAGACCAGAGCAAACCGGGAAUUGCUCGAGGAGAUUCAGAAGGGGGAAAUCCCCGACAUCGAUGUGGAGCUUGAGUCGGUUCGUGCUGACGAAGCAAAGUUCGUGCAACGAGCUGCCGAACAGAAGACUCCCCGACCUGACCCUGUUGAGCUUACCUUGCUCCUAGCUGACACUCCCCCGGAGAUGACUGCGGAAAACGCUACUCAAGAUGAAGCGAUAGCGAUCAACGAAAGGGGUUCCAACAAGGGUUCGACCUCGGAGGCUGGAAUCGUGGCUAUGUUCCCGGUCGAUGUUGAAAAAGAGUCCGAGCAGGCGGAAUAA
This is a messenger RNA of Arabidopsis thaliana (thale cress), 2046 nucleotides long. RefSeq lists its product as uncharacterized. NCBI's taxonomy places the organism in Eukaryota, Viridiplantae, Streptophyta, Magnoliopsida, Brassicales, Brassicaceae. Bases 1 to 2046 code for a protein of 681 amino acids. The record is from RefSeq and is marked reviewed. The transcript is spliced from 5 exons.